GGUCACCUUGCCCUCACCUUGGCCUGUAAUCUGCAUAGGACAGUGGCCUGGUCACAGGGGCCCAUUGCGGGGAGAUUGGGAAGUUAACACACUGGCCUCCUCCAUCAUGUCGGCCAAGAAGGCAGAACUGAAGAAAGCAAGCCUGAGCAAGAACUACAAGGCAGUGUGCCUGGAAUUGAAGCCAGAGCCGACCAAAGUAAGAAGCUUUUUUGAGGCCAUGCCGGCAGCCAGGCCUGAGACCCGUGGGGAGGUGACUUGGAGUCAGGGGUCAUUCGCUGUUCCUGGUGGCCAAGACCUGUCCCAGACAUAUGACUACAAAGGAGUAAAACAAGAAGGGCCGUUUACCAAACCAGGAGGGACGCACGAGCUAAGGAAUGAACUCAGGGAGGUGAGGGAAGAGCUCAAGGAAAAAAUGGACGAGAUCAAACAGAUCAAGGGCGUAAUGGACAAGGAUUUUGAUAAACUCCAGGAAUUCGUGGAGAUUAUGAAGGAAAUGCAGAGGGAUAUGGAUGAGAAGAUGGAUGUUUUAGUAAAUAUACAGAAGAACAGCAAGCUUCCCCUUAGAAGAGGGCCAAAGGAACAGCAGGAACUCAGGCUGGUAGGAAAAACAGACACAGACCCUCAGCUCCGGCUCAAGAAGGUGGAUGGAGCCGACGGAACACCUCUUUCCCUUCACAAGAAGAUGAUGGCACUACAGAAAACAAAAAAGGACCCUCUGGAUUCCCUCCAUCAAUGCGGGCCUUGCUGCGAAAAAUGUUUGUUGUGUGCCCUAAAGAACAGCUACAAUCAGGGCCCUAUGUGGUGGAGGACAUGCUCCCAACUAGCGCGGCCGCCGACGCCACCAGCAGCUCCGGCUCUCCCUCCCCACGCUCCUCGAGCUGCACAGCCAAGGCUUGUGGCCCUCGGACCUACCAUCCCGCCCCAGGCCUGCCCCCACCCGGAGAUUAAAAUCUUCGUUUAAAGCCAAAGCAGGUAUCACUGUUUUGAAUAUCAGCCCCAAACUUCAGUGUGCAAGAGAGGCACUUUUUUUUUUGUUCUAGAUUCCCACAGUUUGGACUUCAAGUCCUCUUUCUGCUUCCUGCCGAAUCAGUGGGAAAUUCUGUCUUGGCCAUUCUCAGGGUCAACCCCCUUCCUCUCCGCCGCCCCUCCACUCUGCCUGGUUCUGCAAAUGUCUCCCAGGUCAAAAACGGGGGGGGGGGGCAAGGACGACAGCUGCUAUUCUGUGUAGUAGCAGCAAAGAACCCCGUUGCCCUAUGCACCUGCUCCCUCUGUGUUCUUAGCCCCUGCACUGUGUGCAGGGUGCCGAGACCCAAGAGUCUCGGGGGCCUGGGGGACCCCGGGCCCGGGGUCUAGCCUUCACUGCUUCCCUUGAGGUCUUGUCUUGGGGCAGAACUCAGGUCCCCGUUGUUCAUAGGAACCCCCUCCUGGUGGUUUCCUGUCUCCCGACGGAAAAGAGGCAUAUUCCCACAAAGGCCUUAGGCCUUUACAAGAGUGGGGAUGAGCCAGGGACCUCCAACUGCUCCGCUCUGGGUCCUGCCCCAAAUCCCCUAACUUGGCCACUAGCUUGAAAUGACAGCAAAGAAAGAUACAGAGAAAACAGAAUCUCAGUAAACUCUCCUGUCGUGUGUGCGAUUCUUUGGGCUUAGUUUAAUGGAGGAGGAAUCGAAAGGAUUCCAUAUUUUAUUUCGUACCAGCUUUCUCGUUUCAAACCUUUGCUAAGUUGGCUGCUUGGACUUCUAGCCAGUCUAGUGAAUAACUGACCACGCUCUUAACGGCCGCAUAAUAAUGAGCCAUGUAUUGGGGCUUCUGAUAGAAAUUAAACAAACAAAAACUUAAUCAAAACCUAGAUCCUGCCCUCAAGGAGCUUAUAGCUUUAAAGGAGACCUGGUAAACAUGUUUAUUAACAAUACGGACCAUAUACAAAUAAGGACAAUAAUCACAGCAUGUGAUGAAAGGAAAAUGAUUCAGAAAUGGGAAAAAGAAGGGUGGGUAUAGACUGCUUCCCUCCCCUUACUGAUGUAACGUAUUGCCACACAUUGAACGGCUUACGGCAACAGAAGCCGGGUCCCAAAUGGGUCUCAUGGGGCAAAAUCAAGUUGUUCACAGGCUGCAUUCCUUCUGGAGGCUCCAGGGGAGAAUCUGUUGGUCUUUUUGGGCUUCCAGAGGUUGUGUCUGCAUGCCAUGGCUCCUGGCCCCUUCCAUGGUCAAAGCCGGCAAUGGCCAGCGGAGACCCCUCAGUCCGCAUCAGUCGGACCCUGAUUCUCCUCCCACCUCUUCUCUCCCCUGGGAAGGCCGCUGUCAUUACCCUGGGCCCAUGUGGCUAACCCAGCCUGAUGCUUCACGGUCAGCUAACGAGCAGGCGUCCUUCCCCUUGGCCGCUUAAUACAACAGAUUUGCAGGUUCUGGGGAUUAGAACGUGCACAUCUUUGGGGGCAUAAAAAUGUAAUUUUUAUGUAUAUAGACAUCUCUGAUCUUGUCCUAGAACAUUUCCAGCACCUUUUUCCCACCUGUACCUACCCUGCUCCCUGGUUACCACUCUUCUAGUCUCUAUCUCAAUGUAUUGUUUUGCCUGUUUUUGAACUUGUUACGGAUGGAACCAUAUAUGUAUUUUUUAGACUCAUUUUCUUUGCUCAAAAUUACAUCUGUGUAAUUCAUGCAUAUUGUGAGCAUAGCAGUUGUUCAUUAUUUUGUAAUUGCUGUGCAGUUUCCCUCUUGUGAAUACACCAUCAUUUACCCGUUCUCCCACUGGUGGCCCAGGUGAUUCCUUAAACAGGCUAAGUAAAAGCAAUUUUCCCUGCUGCCCUUUGUGCCUUUGCCUGGCCUUUAAACACCUCCCCUGAUCCAUGGUGCCCUGCAGGUCACUUUAAUCCCCUCUUUAUCCCCCAACAAAAAAUAUUUACUUUAUUAGACUGAAAAAAACCUCAAGCCUGGGACUUAAGCCCUAACCUCUCACCCAAGCUCAGCUCUAUCUGUCUGUCCAGGCCCCAGCUGUCAUGUCAAACUCAGUACAGACAAAAUCAGCCUCCCCACCUCUGAACCCAGACCGCUUCUCUGCCCAACUUCCCAAUGGGUCCAUGUCCUUGCUCACUGUCUGGCAGUCGGGCCCCUGGCCUCUUCUCCCAAAGCCCCUUCAGUUAUUGUAGAAUUUCUGAGAGUAUGGGCAAAGUGCUUAUUACUGGCUGGCAAUGGGAUCCUCUUUCCUAUUUACCCUCCUAUCACUUCCUCCAUGAUGUAUCUCUAAUGGCUCUCAGGACCUUUCCUGGAAGAGCUGAGGAGGAGAGAAGAAUGCAGGUUGCUCAAGGGCAGAGACCAUUCAGCAUUCAUCUGUUGCCCACCGUCCCUGCCCCUUGACGGAUGUGUGGGUGUGUGGCUAGCAGUCCCAAUUUUGGACACGGGUACCCCUUAGUCAUUCAAGUUUUACACUUUCUCUCUCUCCCUCCCAUAGGAUAUGAGCUACCAAUUCCCAAGCAAUCUUUAUAACAUUCCCAAUGUCCAUUCCCCAAUCCUCCAACUCCCAUACGUCCUCUAACCCAGGCUCUUAGCAUCUGGAUCCUAAACCACUUAGAGUAGCUUCUGACCCACUUCCCUUGACUCCAGUAGUUUCUUCCAACCUGCAAUUCAUUUUGUGCACACCACUUCCAGAUACUUGGUGCUUACCCACUGCUUUCUACUCCAACACUGUCCCUUGUCCCAGUGCCCACUGCUCAUGGGAUAAUGUCCAAACUCCUCAACAUCCCGUUCAAGGCCUUGCCCUUUGGAUCUGAUCUUAGAUGUCGGAAGUUUUCUCCCCUCUUCCUGUUGGUAAACCUACACUCUAAGGUCGGAGAGAGGAGUUAAUGAAAUUGCUCCAUCCAAGGUCAUGUGAUAAGUGGUAGAGUUGGAAUGUGAACCCGAGCAUUUUGGGUUAGUCUAGCUUUGGAUUUUGUACCCCUGGGGGUUGUUCCCCUGCCCACUACGCUGCGACCCAGGAGCAGUUCAGUAUCCACUGUUGCAACCCUGGAGAGGUGCUGGGAAGAGUCUGGGGCAGAGAGCAAAGCACUUGGCUUCUCUCUUCAGCUACCCCUUGCAGCUCCAGGGGAGAGCCAGAGUUCGUGUAGAUCCGUGAACAUUCAGGCCAGCCUCUGCCCAGGAGCCAGUCCCACUGUGGACGGGGUUGCUUCUCUUUCUUGGAGGAAACCUCUCAGUUCACUUAGGGAGAAGGAGACCUGUGCCUCUCAAACACAUGCGACAGAACCCAUUGACAUCAGAGAUGUAGCUGAGCCAAGGCUAGAAGCUCUCCAGACUUGAAUCUUAGGCCAGGGAGGUUGUUGAAACAAAAACAAAGCUACUUUCAGUUAAAUCAUGAAUGCCAGGGAGGCCACCCUGACGCCAUUUUUUAUCACUAGGAGCCACCUUCAGCUUCACAUUCCCUGCACAGUAGGCCUGAAAUAAAAGCAGAAAUCCUCACUCCUAGCCUUGCCCAAGCACAUUAAAAACCAGAGUGUAUGUACACACUCCUCUGCAAAAGCCGACUCUUGAAAACCCAUCAGCAGAGGGCGCUAGAGCCCCACCAGUCCCUGCCCACUGACCUCUCCAGAAGGAAAAGCUGCAAGGUCGCAGAAAAGGGAAUCAGACAAGGUGGGCUUGUGGGAGGUGGUUAACUAGACCCUGGGUCUCACCCUGGAUUCAUCUUUGUAAUUUUAUGGGAUCCCAAGACGACAGACACCUCUGAUUUGUGCCUGUAGGAAAACCAGUGGUAACCCAUGUAAGGAAUCAGUUCCAAAAGGGCCUCCCCGUAAUCCAGUGUUUGGAACUCACCAGAAGUGACCUACAUCCAUUUCUUUAUUUACUUAGGCAGCACAAGCCAGGCAUCGGGCUAAACCAUGCAUUUCCCACAAUGUGGUGCUGUAACAAUACUUAGAUUUGAGACUAGCCCUCAAAAGCCUUUGAAGUCUUUAGUAUGGAAAAUAGAAUUAGUGGGACUAUUUUCUGUUCCUGGGUAGAGAAAAGGAAGGACAGAGGACAAUGUGGAAGAGUAGAGAACGUGUGGGAAGAGAAGGAGAGAUGAGCAGGAAUAAGGGACCCUGGGGAAGAGGAAGCAAAGUUGGCUUUCAACCCCUGCCUGGUGGUAUAUAAAAUAUUAAACCUUAAAAUUUGUCUCUGGCAUGCUCCCAUUUACCUUUCUAGACCGUGACGUGGGUCUGGACCCUCAUCUCCCCAGAGCCUCAGGGCUGCACGGGGUCACCCAGAACUCUUUCCUGCAGCACACCCCAGCUGGGCCUGCCCAUCGUGGCUGCCAUGCUCCCGAGUUUCUUAUUCUUCACUCCCGUCCUCUUUCCCCGGCCUGCGGCUGUCCUCCUCAGCUCUGUGUUGGUAGGGCAGCAGUUAACUAAGGCACCCCGUGUGACAUCUUCUAAAGAGUCCCCAAAUCCGUCUUUCAUUGCUAAGUUUCCAGACAGUGGGCUGCAGGGUCCUGACAAUUUCGGGCUGUUUAUUCAGGGAUGGUAUUUUGGGAG
Molecule: messenger RNA, 5495 nt
Organism: Ailuropoda melanoleuca (giant panda)
Lineage: Eukaryota; Metazoa; Chordata; Mammalia; Carnivora; Ursidae
Gene: TEX35
Product: testis expressed 35
Exons: 9
Coding region: 107-961 (284 amino acids)
Cellular component (GO): nucleus
Source: RefSeq, a predicted model, not a curated record